UUAAUUAUGUUGUCAGCCUCCUUCAUGAGAUUAACAACAUUCCACAGGACAUAAAACUGUCAUGAAUUUGUGACUGGUCGAAGGUAGUUUGGAUUUCAGUACUUCUCUAAUUACCGAUGCGUUAGAGGGAAAACGAUCGCGGAAUACAAUAUUCAUGGCUGGUAGUCAUUGAGCAUAACAUUCACCAUACAGCAAUACAUAAUAGAUCUCAAGAUGGAUGGAAAGCCAGACAGAGGAAGGCUGUCAUUAAAUUUUAUGCAGCCAUCACCAACCAAACCAAAAGUUCCAUCUCCUUCAUUUUCAGAGACAAACAAAAGCUUUAGUCUACACCUUCUACAGUCCAGAAAGACAACUGGCACUCUAAAUAUAAAGGGACAGACAUACACUUAUUCCGCUGAAGAUUUGAUUGAUCAUGGGGAAAUUGGAAGAGGCAGCUUUGGUAGUGUCAGCAAAAUGCUUCAUAGUGAAAGCGGACUAGAAAUGGCAGUCAAACGAAUAAGGUCGACUGUUGAUGAAAGAGAGCAAAAACACCUUCUCAAGGAACUUGAUAUUGUAAUGAACAGUGGAGAUUGCCCGUAUAUCGUCAUGUUUUACGGUGCUCUCUUUAAGGAGGGCGAUUGCUGGAUAUGCAUGGAGCUGAUGUCCACUUCUUUAGAAAAGCUGUACAAAACAGUGCAUCAUCGUCUCAAGGAGACAAUUCCCGAGGAUAUAAUUGGCCGCAUCGGUCUCUGUGUUGUAAAAGCCCUUGAUUAUCUGAAGAGAAAAUUGAAAAUUAUCCAUCGAGAUGUAAAACCGUCAAAUAUGCUCGUCGAUAGUACCGGUUUAAUUAAAUUAUGUGAUUUUGGUAUUAGCGGACACUUGGUUGAUUCAAUAGCCCGGACUCGGGAUGCUGGCUGCCAACCCUACAUGGCGCCUGAACGAAUCGAUCCAUUUACAGCCAAACUUGGCUAUGACAUAAGGUCUGAUGUUUGGAGUCUAGGCAUAUCCUUGAUUGAAAUAGCGACUGGAAAAUUUCCCUUUCCAAAUUGGAAUAGUAUAUUUGAUCAACUAUCCGAAGUUGUCAAUGGUAUAGCGCCACAAUUAGUCAACAGUGGAUCAUUGAAUUUCUCUGACAAUUGUCUGCAUUUUGUCAACAGUUGUCUCACCAAAGAUGUAAAAGAUAGGCCAAAAUAUCAAGAAUUGCUGCUGCAUCCAUUUUUGAAAGAAAACGAUUCGAAGAAUAUCGAUGUGACUGGCUGGCUUAAUAGAGUUAAACUUUCUGAAGCAGAGCUGCCUGAUGCUACUUGAAGUUAUUUUAAAAACGGAUUUUUUUUCUGGUGUCAAUUUGAUUCGCAGUAAUUUUUAAUACUAGUGAGUAUUUUGUAAUCUAUUAUUUCAGAUGAAUACAAACUCUCUCUUUAAUGACGUAAAUGAAUUAUUUGAUGCUUAAGUUCAAACUUACCUAUAUAAAAAACUUUGUGCGUUAUUUUGAUAAGCCUUUGAAAUGAUUUUGCUUUGGGCCUAUCGCGGCUUAUGGAUGCCUGAAGAAUGAUCUUGUACGCUAUACAUUGUUUUUCUUUUUAUGUUUGUAAAUAUUAUGUCUACUAUUCUUGAACGAAUCGUGCAAUUUCCAUCAUAUGAAUAUAUCUUUGAUAAAAAUUGAGUUUAGACAUCCAUAGCUGUCAUAAUUCUUUUGACCAAAACAGAGGAUCUGCAUACUGCUUCGUAUUAAUGGUUGCUUAGGGCGGAAAAGGUCCUCUAUCGCUACAAGUAUUUCUAGAAUUAAAAAAAUAUCGACGUUAUUCGAGAAAGUUUCGUAAUAAGCACUGAACGUGUUUUUUUGGAAGCAAUCGGAAUCUUAACUAGAUUUGAAAUUUUUUCACUACCUCUUGCAGGAAUACUUUGCGGCAUCAUACCCCAUCAAAGCUUUUUACCUUCAUCUUUCUACUUCGUUGUCCCUUUUGUGUCUUCGAGUUUCCUCUCCUCAUAUUCGUUUCAAAAUAAAACUGUGCUGCAAGGCAUGGUUUUGCCCUCUACCUGCAUUUUCGCCUCAUAACAAAAGCCUUUUUUCACAUUAUGUUUUACCUUAUUUUUAACAAAAAGGUUUUGCCAUUAUGAGCAGACUGUAUUACGAACGUGACACUGAUAUUGUUCCUUUUAGAUAUUCCCCUUUUCUUUGAUUCAUUAUGAUGUCUUGAUUCCCCUUUUUUAACUUUCAGAAAUCAUCGUCUAGGUAUAGGAUAUUUGAAAAUGGCUUUGAAAAAAAAAUAUUUAACUGCAUGUUGUUGUUCUUAUAAGAUAUUCUUUACCUUUAAUGCAAGAAGCUGCAACAAAUCCAUCUGCCUAAAUAGAAAGGGCCGCUGCGCAUUUCAGUUCCUAUCAUGCCAACCCUUUACGCAGUCAACGUACAAAAUUUUGAUUAUCAUCUGUUUAGAUUUUUUCUAUUUUAUCUAGAGCAGUCAUUGUAACAUUUUCUUAGUGUACUAUUAGUCUUAAUGUCAUUAUGAGUGUUUGAGUGAAUAUAA
Molecule: messenger RNA, 2504 nt
Organism: Rhopilema esculentum
Lineage: Eukaryota; Metazoa; Cnidaria; Scyphozoa; Rhizostomeae; Rhizostomatidae
Product: dual specificity mitogen-activated protein kinase kinase 4
Biological process (GO): MAPK cascade; protein phosphorylation
Molecular function (GO): JUN kinase kinase activity; ATP binding
Source: RefSeq, a predicted model, not a curated record